UCUGACACAUUGGUCUGGCUGGCUCCUGGGUUAAGCGUGCAUUGUGUCAAGAAGCAGUGCGGCUUGGCGGGGUUGUGUUUUUAUAAUAAUAAUAAUAAAGAAAAUAAAAAAUUAAAAUUAUAAUAAUACUUUGGCAGUAGGCUUCAUGUUCCAACUCAUUCUAUGUGUGUAUAUAUAUAUUUUAGCUCAAUAGGUAUGCUUAGGUAUGCAUAAAAAUAUACAUAUUUUUGUGCACACUGUAGAAUUAAACAUGUUUUGAAUGUGCCCCCUCAGAUAUUUGUGCCCCCGAAGACAUUUGGGGUGCAUGAUGCCGCUGAACCUUUGUAUUGUUAACACAAGCUCACCCAAGACACAAUGCAGACUACUUUUUGACAAGGGAAUAUUCACUGUGUAUGGAUUUGUAUUUGGCUCUGGUACGAGACUUUAUGUGACAGACAAUCACGUACGUAAACCCAAAGUGACCGUCUACCCAGCGUCCAACCCUGAGUCGAAUGGGAAGAUCACCCUGCUAUGUCUGGCUAGAGACAUGUUUCCAGACUUGGUCAAGAUCUCAUGGGAGAUGGAGGAUGAAUGCGGUCAAACAGUGGAGGUGUCCAAAGCAGAGACGGAACAGCUGGAGCAGAGGGAGGAAGGGCGGACGACCAGUAUGAUCAUCAUUGACAAAGACAAGACAUACAGGAACAAAUACAUCUGUUCUGUGGAGCAUGAAUGGGGCGCUCAAGAUAUUGACAUGCUAAAAGAUCGCUUCUGCUUCAUGUGCAGUCUGAACCUGGCCUCUCUGGUUUACACAGUGAUGAUAGUGAAGAGCAUGGUGUACUGCUGUGGGCUCUCUCUCCUGUUGCACCACAGGAACAUGGGGAAGUGGACACAACACCUGUAGAAAGGAUACCACCCAGUAUGGAUAAAGAUGUUGUAGGCUGGGAAUAACAUGGAUUUCACAUCCUAUUGAGGUCACUUGAAUAAAGGUUAAGUAAAGGUUGUUUGAAAAAUAAAAUCUUGAAGGUAGACCCUUACGAUUUAAAUGUAGACUAUUUUAUGAAAGUUGCCCUUGGGUAUCUGUUAUAGCUUAAAUAACUUUUUACAAAAUCUGUAUUUGAUUUAUACAAAAAUAUUAACCUAAGUAUUAUAUUUACCGAUACAUUAUUAAAUAUGUAGGGCCAUGAUAUCUAAAAGUCCUAUGUAACAUUAUCCAAUAUAAUAUUUAGUAACUUGUCGUGUGUAAUGAAGUGUUUUUAGCCCCAAUAAAUUUGUUUGUUUUCUAACAUAUUUCAUAUCAUAAUUCAAUAAUUUUGUUCAUGAACAUGAGUAAUAGAAAAUAAAUAUUUUAUAUUUUCUUUGAAGAACAAAAAUAAGUGCUUAUUGAGCAGACAAAGUGGUCUAUGAGUGAAUUUAUUCAUAGUUUUUUUACAUUGAUGUUGUUUACAUUGAUAGGUUUGUAUGAAGAGUAACAUUUUCCUGCGUAACACAUUAAUCAUGUCCUUUCAGAUGGGGAAGGGUUUAAUAAUCACUGCAUGAAAGAAAUGUUACAACAAACAUGGCCCUGCAAUGUAUUCUACAUACUGUAUUGUACUGUAUUGGGCUGUUUUGUAUGAUGAAAUUGUCACCAUAACAGAAAAAAAUAAAGGUUAGUUAAACCCCCCCCAAAAUUGUAUUUAUUUUCUAAAAGAUGAUCUAUUCUUAUUUGUGAAAAGUGUUUUAUUGAAUCUCUUCAGAAGCAGAGACAAUAAGAUCAUACUUUUUUUUCAAUCUUUUUGCUUCUAUCUGUGUGUUAAGACGCAGAUUUUGAGCCUAGACUCAAUACUGGUAGGAAAAUGUGGUCAAUAUAUUUAUUUGGUUUGGUGGAAACAAGAUAUAGCUGCAUAACCACAGCUAGAUUGUGUGAUGAGUUGUUGGUUAUUCAUUUUUACAUUUAGCGGAGGGUAAUUCUUAUUCAGAGUGACUAAAACCAAUAACAAACUCCUAAAAACCCUACACAGUACUGCUUCUUUGCAGUGGCGGUUCUAUCUUGUAUUGCUCCCCCUCUAUGUAAUUCUUGAACAAAUGUGGUGUUGUGUUGCAACAUGCACACAGGCUUGCCACUGUGAAAAAGUACUUGAUGCCUUGAACGGUAUACCUUAUUAUUUUACUGUAUUUAAUAAGAUAAUACUCCCUUUAGUGGAUUCAAUCUGAUUCUCUUUGUAUUGACAGUUUGUUAGCUACAUGAAGCAGAAUGUUUUCCCAGACAUCAACACUUGCUAAUGCCGACGAUGGUUGAAUUACUGAUUAUAGUGUAAACAUGCUCUGACCAUCUCCAAUUCAACAUCUGAUGCCAAAGUAGUCCUUUGUGGCUCAGAUAGUUGUGGGUUCGACAAUACUUAUU
Molecule: messenger RNA, 2359 nt
Organism: Oncorhynchus gorbuscha (pink salmon)
Lineage: Eukaryota; Metazoa; Chordata; Actinopteri; Salmoniformes; Salmonidae
Exons: 3
Coding region: 260-880 (206 amino acids)
Source: RefSeq, a predicted model, not a curated record